UGAAAAGGGGAGGGGCCUCGGGCGCACUGUUAUUAUUUAUUUCUUUGUUUCGCGUGUAUUAAACAAAAACAACGGUGGCUAAUUCACGGCCUGUGCAUAUUUCGCGAGAGCGAAUGACAGUCGCGUGCUCCCGCUACCGCACCGACACAUCGGGAAAAUCAUCAGGGGGAGGAUGAAGCGGCGCAAUGCGGACUGCAGCAAACUCAGACGGCCGUUAAAACGGAACCGAAUCACCGAGGGUAUAUAUAGCAGUACAUUCCUGUAUCUGAAGUUCCUGGUGGUGUGGGUGUUAGUUUUGCUUGCUGACUUUGUGCUGGAGUUCAGGUUCGAGUACCUGUGGCCCUUCUGGCUUUUCCUUCGCAGCGUCUACGAUUCCUACAGAUAUCAGGGGCUGGCAUUCUCAUUCUUCUUUGUGUUUGUGGCACUCACGUCAGACAUCAUCUGCCUCCUGUUCAUCCCUGUCCAGUGGCUGUUCUUUGCUGCCAGCACCUACGUAUGGGUGCAGUAUGUAUGGCACACAGAGAGAGGAGUGUGUCUACCCACUGUGUCGUUGUGGAUCCUGUUUGUGUACAUCGAAGCUGCCAUCCGCUUCAAAGACCUGAAGAACUUUCAUGUCGACUUGUGUCGACCUUUUGCUGCUCACUGUAUUGGCUACCCAGUGGUGACUCUGGGCUUUGGCUUCAAGAGCUAUGUGAGCUACAAGAUGCGGCUAAGGAAACAGAAGGAGGUGCAAAAGGAGAACGAGUUCUACAUGGAAUUGCUCCAACAGGCUCUACCCCCUGAGCAGCAGAUGCUGCAGCGACAAGAGAGGGAAGCAGAGGAGGCCAAGGGGAUUUCAGAGACAGAACCUUCCAUCGGGUCGCAAAACGGAGGACCCCCCAGCAAGAAAAGCGCCUGCAUCCCCUUACCAGAACUGGAGUACAGGGAAAAGGGGAAGGACAAUACUGGAAAAGAGCGUGAAGGCAAAAAACCAAACGCAAUUGGAAUCAAUAACAACAACAUUAUACACUCACUGGACUCCAAACUCCAGGAGACGGAAUAUAUUGAGAACUACAUCAGGGCAAAGAAACUGAGCAACGACGCGGCGGGAGAGAACGCGCACGGCGACUCCAACGCCGUCACUGCUUCCAAAGAAGAAGUGGCGGCGAGUGGGAAGAACUACAAAAAUGCCCCCGGAGGUGGCGCCUGCAACUCAUCGCCGCGGAAUCACAGUUUCAGCAACGGCAGCCUGCCGACGGCGGCUUCGUCGUCCACUAAGAAUGACAAAAAGCAGAAGGGGGGCGGCAAAAGUCCAAAGGAUCCGCUGGAAAACUGCAUCCCCAACAACCAGCUGGGCAAGCUGGAUGCUCUCGUACGGAUGGAGCAGGACGUGAAACGGCUCAAGGCAGACCUGCAGGCCAACAGGCAGGUGGAGUCGGACUUGCGCAGUCAGCUGUCCACCCUGAGCAGCCAAGACCGCAACCUUCGCUCUGAACUGGGCCAGCUCCAGCAGGACAACGAACUGCUUCAGAACAAGCUCCACAGUUCCGUCCAGGCCAAGCAGAAGGAUAAGCAGACCAUCUCCCAGCUGGAGAAGAGGCUGAAAGCCGAGCAGGAGGCGCGGGUCCUGGCUGAAAAACAGCUGGCCGACGAGAGGAAGAGGAAGAAGAUGGAGGAGGCCACGGCCGCCAGAGCGGUGGCGUUAGCCGCGGCCACCAGAGUGGAGUCGACCGAUUCCCUGCGUGGUCGUAUCAGAGAUCUGGAGACCGAGUGCAAGAAGCUCAGUAUGGACGUGAAAGUCAAAGAGGAGCAGAUUCGAGAUCUGGAGGGCAAGUGCCAGGAGUUGCGCAAAUACAAAGAGAACGAGAAGGACACCGAGGUCUUGAUGUCGGCGCUGUCAGCCAUGCAGGAGAAGACGCAGCACCUGGAGAACAGCCUGAGCGCCGAGACCCGGAUCAAGCUGGACCUGUUCUCCGCUCUGGGUGACGCCAAGAGGCAGCUGGAGAUCGCGCAAGGCCAGAUCCACCAGAGGGAGCAAGAGAUAGCAGAGCUCAAGCAGAAGAUCGCCGAGGUGAUGGCGGUGAUGCCCAGCCUCUCUUAUUCGGCUGACAGCAGCAACCUGAGCCCGGUGACCCCGCACUACUCCUCCAAGUUCAUGGACAAUAGUCCCUCCUCCCUGGACCCCAACGCCUCAGUCUACCAGCCCCUCAAAAAAUGACCGGGCUGACUUUUUUUUUUUUUUUCCGCUUUUCUUUGAAGCUCUUUGUUUCACUUCGGGUCAUUCUGAGUUUACAAGCCUCCGACAGAUUUUGCACUGAGAGACACAACUCCUGCAGACAUAUCAACAUUUGAAAGGAGUGUUUUGAGUCGGGUUGUGAGGUUUCAGGCAGGUUGAUUUCAAUAAACGGGGGAAUGAGGAAUACUUUGUCAGCCGAGAAAGAGACAUCGUGCGUCACUUUGCAUCACCGUAUUCCUCAACAGGCUUUUGUUUCGUAUGAGUCCAUUUGGGCUUAAUUUCAAGGCACUUAAGCAAUCAAGUUGAGAGAUACAUGAAUGUAAGCCUAUUCAUUCUUUGGGAUCCCUGUCAACGUGAAGCAAUGAUUGUUUGCUAUCUAAAGUAGAAGAAUUUCCCCCACUCGAUUAAACGCUGUAGUUGAGACCCUGAGGAUUAAUCACGGCACUGCCAAAACACGAUACAGUACAUCACCUUGUCUCAUGUUCUUUUCCAUGUGGACCAAAUUGCAACCUGUUAGGCCAUAUCCUUUGAUGAAUUUAAUAAUGAUGUCUCGGUAACUGCUCGUUACCGUUCUUAUUUUGCAGAUUAUUCAGUGCCUUUCAAUUCUGCAAUUUUUUUCAAAACGCUGCAG
This is a messenger RNA of Hippocampus comes (tiger tail seahorse), 2846 nucleotides long. Its product is annotated as macoilin-like. Gene Ontology annotation, biological process: neuronal signal transduction. The transcript is spliced from 11 exons. Gene Ontology annotation, cellular component: rough endoplasmic reticulum membrane. Bases 173 to 2197 code for a protein of 674 amino acids. NCBI's taxonomy places the organism in Eukaryota, Metazoa, Chordata, Actinopteri, Syngnathiformes, Syngnathidae. The record is from RefSeq and is a predicted model, not a curated record.